This is a messenger RNA of Leopardus geoffroyi (Geoffroy's cat), 1193 nucleotides long. Its product is annotated as olfactory receptor 13C4-like. The record is from RefSeq and is a predicted model, not a curated record. Gene Ontology annotation, molecular function: G protein-coupled receptor activity; olfactory receptor activity. Lineage: Eukaryota; Metazoa; Chordata; Mammalia; Carnivora; Felidae. Gene Ontology annotation, cellular component: membrane. Gene Ontology annotation, biological process: G protein-coupled receptor signaling pathway.
CUCUAUGCCUAGUAUUGCAUUCUAUAUCCUAGUAUUGCAUUGUAGGCAUAUCCUAGUAUUGCAUUCUAAGCAUGAAUAUUUUUGAGGAUAACAACAGAUGACAGAAGCAGAUGACAGAACUUAAAAGAAAACAGUCGAUUUCACCCUAGAGUAAUGUUAUGCAAAAGAUCUGUUACAUUUGUUGCUUGGGAGUGAAAACAUUUUAUUAGCUCUUCCUUUGAUACAUUGAAUGCUGGGACAUGGAUAGGAUAAACAAGACAUUUGUGAAAGAAUUCAUUCUUCUAGGACUCUCUGGUUACCCAAAACUUGAGAUCAUUUUUUCUCUAAUUCUAGUAAUGUAUCUAGUGAUUCUAAUUGGCAAUGGUGUUUUGAUCAUAGCAAGCAUCUUUGAUUCUCGUCUUCACACCCCCAUGUACUUCUUCCUGGGCAACCUGUCUUUCCUGGAUAUCUGCUAUACAUCCUCCUCUGUUCCCUCAACUUUGGUGAGCUUAAUUUCAAAGAAAAGGAACAUUUCCUUCUCUGGAUGUGCAGUGCAGAUGUUCUUUGGGUUUGCAAUGGGGUCAACAGAGUGUUUCCUCCUUGGCAUGAUGGCUUUUGAUCGCUAUGUAGCCAUCUGUAACCCUCUGAGAUACCCCAUCAUCAUGAGCAAGGUGGUGUAUGUACUGAUGGCUUCUGUGUCAUGGCUCUCUGGUGGAAUCAACUCAAUUGUGCAAACAUCUCUUGCCAUGCAGUUGCCUUUCUGUGGGAAUAAUAUUAUCAAUCAUUUCUUAUGUGAGAUACUAGCUGUCCUUAAGCUAGCUUGUGCUGAUAUAACCCUCAAUUAUGUUACCCUAGCAGUUUCAAAUAUGGCAUUCCUGGUUCUUCCACUGAUAGUCAUUUUUUUCUCCUAUAUGUUCAUCCUUUACACCAUCUUGAGAAUGAACUCAGCCACAGGGAGACGCAAAGCCUUUUCCACCUGUUCAGCACAUCUGACUGUGGUGAUCAUAUUUUAUGGUACCAUCUUCUUCAUGUAUGCCAAGCCCAAGUCUCAAGACCACCUUCGGAAUGACAAUUUGCAAGCUACAGAGGGGCUUAUUUCCAUGUUUUAUGGGGUAGUGACCCCCAUGCUAAAUCCUAUAAUCUAUAGCUUGAGAAAUAAAGAUGUAAAAGCUGCUGUGAAAUAUUUGCUGAAUUGGAAAACUGUUAACCAAUAA